Messenger RNA from Dermacentor andersoni, 1221 nucleotides. RefSeq lists its product as uncharacterized. The record is from RefSeq and is a predicted model, not a curated record. NCBI's taxonomy places the organism in Eukaryota, Metazoa, Arthropoda, Arachnida, Ixodida, Ixodidae.
UGCGUGUUUCACAGGUUUAUAGGAAAAACGUCUGAUGGAGUCUUAGUUUUAAAGACCUACUACGUGCUUGUGUGGGCACUUAUAUCAAUUAGAAUAUAGCUGGAGAAUGGAAUAGUCGAUAGGGAACCAGAAGCACACAAAGCAGGAGAAGGGUGGUAGUGCUCUGACGACUAGACGUGUGAGCAUAAUUUUAAGGAUAGAUAUAAUUACGUGGGCUAGAUACAGUUAGAAGAAAUAAUCAAAUCUUCGGCGCUGGCGCUGCAUGCGCACGUGCUAUUAAUAUACUCCAAAUUAUUCCUUGCAUAUUUUGCCUCCUAAUUUUUCAAAACACUGAAUCUAGCCUUCUUUUCAUUUUGAUAUGAGCAAUGAGGAAUGACUAAAAUUAGACAGUUGUUUUAUAAUGCUGCUGUCUGAGCAUCCUCCAUAGCGGUAUUAAUACAGAGUUUGAUGAUGUAUCAAGGAGUGUAAACGACCCACAAGACUAUCGGAUUACCUACCGUCCCCACUGUCGUGUUUUUCUCUGCGGCCAUUUUGUAUACUCUCAGCCUACCAAAUUGGCAGCCAUACACCAAUGCUCAAUUAGUCCAAUUUAGUCAUUCACAAGCUAUAACUUGUGGCACUUAAUCUACCUAAAUUCUUUCGCCAUCUCCAAAAUCAUCGAGCUUGCUUUUUGGUCCCGCUGUUCAUCGAAUGCCAUCGGUCGCAGAUGAUCGCAGCAGUUGUAAUGUGUGGCCUGGUGGCCACAGUUCAGUGCGGUGGCUUCGGUGGAGGCCACAGCGUGAUCGUUGUCAAGGGCAUCCAGACAGGACACGGUGGCGGCGCAGGGUUCGGCCACGGAAGCGCAGCCUCGGCAACUACCGCGGGCUCCUCACAGCCGCAGGUGGUUCAGGGACCAACUUAUGUCGUCAAGACACUGCACCAGGUUAAGAAGGUUUCUCAUGGCGGAGCCAUUGUCGGAGGUGGGUCAAUCGGUGGUCAUUCUGGAGGAUAUGGUGGUGGCUUCGGAUAUGGCGGUGGAUACUCUCACGGGUACGGCAGCGGGUUCUCUGGCAGUUACGGCAACUUCGGAAAGGGCUACGGCAGUCUUGGACACGGUGGAUGGUGGUGAUUACCAAUCAAUCAUGCUAUGCAGAAGCUAAUGUGACAUCAUCGGCCACACAUCAGCAUCGGAGCGACAGCGAUCAGCUGCAAUUAUGUAGUCUGAGAACGAUGUAAAUAAAC